Messenger RNA from Zasmidium cellare ATCC 36951, 2154 nucleotides. Its product is annotated as glycoside hydrolase family 51 protein. Bases 1 to 2154 code for a protein of 717 amino acids. Gene Ontology annotation, molecular function: alpha-L-arabinofuranosidase activity. The record is from RefSeq and is a predicted model, not a curated record. Gene Ontology annotation, biological process: L-arabinose metabolic process. The transcript is spliced from 3 exons. NCBI's taxonomy places the organism in Eukaryota, Fungi, Ascomycota, Dothideomycetes, Mycosphaerellales, Mycosphaerellaceae.
AUGGUGAGUUUCAAACAGGCCGUUGUGGCCUCUAUCUACAUUGCAGCUGCAACAGCUGUCGACAUUACCGUCAGUCGAUCUGGUGGGAAUGCAACUGGAGACGCAAGACAUCACUAUGGCUAUGGCUUUCUUCACGAGGUGAGAAUACCACAUGUACUGGAAUUGACUCUGCUAACAAGCACUGCUCAGGACAUAAACAACUCCGGCGAUGGAGGCAUCUACGCCGAACUCAUCCGCAACCGUGCCUUCCAAUUCAGCGAACAGUAUCCCGUGAAUUUAAGCGGAUACCAUCCAGUCAACGGCGCCGCCCUCAGCCUCCAAUUCCUCCAGCAACCACUCUCAGACGCAUUACCCGCUUCCCUGCGAGUCGGUCCAGGCAACGGCACUUCAUCCAACCCCAUCGGCUUCGCCAACGACGGCUACUGGGGCAUCGACGUCAAGCAGCAAAAGUACACCGGCUCCUUCUGGGUCCACGGCUCCUACAAAGGCCAAUUCACCGCUUCCCUGCAAUCCGCGCUGACAGACGACGUCUUUGGCACUGUCAAGGUCGACUCCAAGGCUCAAGCGGGUCAAUGGAUCGAGCAUGACUUUGAGCUGACCCCGGAGAAGAAUGCACCCAGCUCGAAUAAUACUUUUGCCGUGACAUUUGAUCCUAAGGGGACGGCGAAUGGGACUUUGGAUUUCAAUUUGAUUAGUCUUUUCCCGCCGACUUAUAAGGGGAGGAAGAAUGGGUUGAGGAUUGAUAUUGCCGAGGCUUUGGAGGAGAUGAAUCCAAGCUGGCUUCGAUUUCCUGGUGGCAAUAUGCUCGAAGGCAACACGAAUACCACUCACUGGGAUUGGAAAGAUAGCAUCGGUCCCUUGAAGGAUCGGCCUGGUUUCCCUGGUGUUUGGGGCUAUCAGCAGACUCAUGGACUUGGUCUUGUGGAGUACCUUGAGUGGGCGGAGGAUAUGGAUUUGCAGAUGGUCGUCGCUGUCUGGGCUGGCCUUGCCCUCAAUGGAGACGUCACUCCUGAGGACCAACUCCAGCCUUUCAUCGAUGAUGCCUUGAACGAGAUCGAGUUCAUCGUCGGUCCAGCAGACUCAACAUGGGGCUCACGCCGCGCUGAGCUGGGCCACCCGGAGCCUUUCAACCUCUACGGCGUCGAGAUUGGAAAUGAGGACUGGCUCGCCGGCUACCCUGAAGGUUGGGACUCCUACAAAGCGUAUCGCUUCCCCCUGUUCCACGACGCCAUCCGCGCCGCAUACCCAGACCUCCAAGUCCUCGCCUCAGCAGCAACCUCAGACCCCGCCGGCGAUGGAGCGACGAGUGGACCAAACAUCACCGACGGCCUGCACUUUCCCAAGGACACCAUCGGCGACUACCACCCUUACCGCGAGCCAGAUGAGUUGAUCGAGGAGUUCGACCGCUUCGACAACGACAUCGGCCACAUCAUCGGCGAAGUCGCCGCCACCCACCCCAACGGCGGAACCCGCUGGUCCGGCGGCCUCCUCCCCUACCCCAUCUGGAUCGGCGCAAUAGGUGAAGGCGCCAGUCUCAUCGGCUACGAACGCAACUCCGACCGCAUCCGCGGCACCUUCUACGCCCCCGUCUUGCGCAACCUCAACCGCUGGCAAUGGGCCGUCACGGUCCUCCAAUUCGCCGCUGACUCCGCCCUCACGACCCGCAGCACGAGCUGGUAUGUCUGGAGUUUGUUCGCGCACCACCCCAUCUCGAAUACCCUUCCCGUCACCUCAGACUACGGCCCAGUCUACUAUGACGCCGGCCAGGACACCUCCCGCGGCGCGCUCGUCUGGAAAGGCAUCGCGUACAAUACCACCGACCACGCUCCCGUUCCCGUAAACGUCAAAUUCGAAGGCGUUCGCCCAGGCACCAAAGCCGUCUUGACGGUUCUGACGAACGCAGCGGGAGAUCCUUAUGCGUAUAAUGAUCCUUUCACGCAGGUGAAUAUUGUUAAUACAACCAGUACCACGUUGACGGCGGGGAGGGAUGGCGGGUUUGUGUUUGAGCUGCCUGAGUUGAGUGUUGCGGUGCUCGAUACGGAUGUGGGUGUUAAGCAUCCUUGGGGUGGACAUGGUGGAGGUUGGGGCGGGCAUUGGGGUGGUGGGUAUGGGCAUGGGGAUGGAGGGCAUUGGGGUGGGGGACAUUGGCGGUGA